Messenger RNA from Lachancea meyersii CBS 8951, 1047 nucleotides. The record is from the annotation of a GenBank genome assembly. Lineage: Eukaryota; Fungi; Ascomycota; Saccharomycetes; Saccharomycetales; Saccharomycetaceae.
AUGCUCGCCCGUCUCGCCCUCGUCUCGGCAUCGCUGCUAGCCCUUCCAUUGGCCUCGGCUGCGCCUGCCGCCGCCGUUCACCACCACGACCGUCGUGACGCGGUCACCACUGUGAUCCAGUACGUCGACAAGAACGGAAACCCGAUCUCGGCUGCGGCCACGGCCACGGCCACCUCCGCGGCUAGCACGUCGUCGUCAUCGUCAUCAAGCUCUUCGUCCGCGGCCUCGUCUUCGGCGUCUUCCUCCUCCUCGACUUCCUCCUCCUCUGGCUCCUUCCAGGACGGCACUAUCAAAUGCUCGGACUUCCCUUCCGGAAACGGCGUGGUCGAGCUCUCAUGGGUCGGUCUAGGCGGCUGGGCCUCUGUCAUGGCCCAGGACGGCAGCACCGCGGAAUCGUGCCAGGACGGCUUUUUCUGCUCUUACGCGUGUGAGCCAGGCAUGUCCAAGACCCAAUGGCCCUCGGAACAGCCCUCCGACGGAAGAUCCGUCGGAGGUCUGGAGUGUCGCGACGGAUAUCUGUACCGUACCAACCAAGACUCCAGCAACUUGUGCGAGGACGGCGCCGGUACCGCGUACGCCGUCAACAACAAAAACUCCGAGAUCGCCAUGUGCCGUACUGACUACCCUGGCUCCGAAAACAUGGUCAUCCCCACUGUCGUGGGCGCCAACUCCAAACAGCCCGUCUCUGUGGUGGACGAGGACUCGUACUACACCUGGGGCGGCAAAAAGACCUCUGCCCAGUACUACGUCAACAACGCCGGUGUUAGCCAGGAAGACGGCUGCAUCUGGGGCACCGACGGUUCUGGCGUGGGCAACUGGGCCCCCGUCGUCCUCGGUGCAGGCCACACCAGCGGCAACACGUAUCUGUCGAUCAUCCCCAACCCCAACAACAAGGAAACGCCCAACUUCAACGUCAAGAUCGAGGCCACGGACGGGUCCAGCGUCAACGGCGAGUGUUCUUACGAAAAUGGCCAGUACUCGGGCUCUGGCUCGGACGGCUGCACCGUGACGGUGACGUCUGGGUCCGCCAACUUUGUGUUCUACUAG